UUGUAAGAUUUGGUUUGCGUAGGAUAAUGAUGUGUCCUCUUCUUCAAUUAUUAGUGGCUGGAAUAGAGAGAGGAGCGGUGUAAACAAAUUUCAUUACAUAACAUUAUAACAAAAAGGGGAGAUUUGUCUAUCUCUCUUCUCUCCAUGUAUCCCUAAUUUCUUCAAUCGUUCGUAAGUCCGUUUUGCAGAAGAAGAGAAUGACGACAAUAUCAGAUCUUCCAUGUGAUUUGGUAGGGGAAAUACUGUCUAGAGUUCCAUUGACAUCUCUGGGAGCAACACGAUCUACUUGCAAAAAGUGGGAAGCUUUAUCAAAAAAUCAGAUUUUUGGUAAAAAAUCAAGAGCAGCAGCAAGGAAGCAGUUUCUGGGGUUUAUGAUGAAGGAUGCAAGGGUUUGUUCUUUGAAAUUCGAUCUCCAAGGAAUCCGCAACCACGGGGACUUGGUUGAUCCAUCUAUAAAUCAAGUAAGCCUACUUAACCAAGUCGAGGUACAUAGAGUCUUUCACUGUGACGGUUUAUUGUUAUGCGUCCUCAAGGACAGCUCGAGGCUCUUGGUAUGGAAUCCUUAUUUGGGUCAAACCAGGUGGAUCGAACCCAGGCAAAACUUCGACGUCUUGGACAGGUAUGCUAUCGGUUAUGACAAGAAGAACCGUAACCACAAAAUCUUGAGAAUUUUCGGUGAGCAGCGAACGGUUCUUGGGUACGAAAUCUACGAUUUUAGCUCUAAUUCAUGGAGGGUCGUUUGUGUCGAACCACCCGAGUGGUUUAUAUGGUCUCAUCAACGCAGUGUGUCUUUGAAAGGGAAUGCUUUUUUUGCUGCUAAAAGGGAAACAACAACAGUGGUUGGUGGUGGAGGAAAAAAGAUUAUUGAACAAGAUAUCUUACUCUGUUUUGAUUUCACAACAGAGAGAUUUGGACCGAGUCUGUAUCUUCCGUUUUGCUCUGAUGCAAAAGACAAUGUUACUUUAUCUUGUCUUAGAGAUGAGCAGCUCGCCGUGUUACACCAACACAUGAAUGCAUGUCAGAUCAUGGAGAUUUGGGUUACGACUAAGAUUGAUCCCGAUACGGUCUCAUGGAACAAGUUUAUGAGAGAGCUCGCUGGUUAUCCGGUUGACACUGAAGGUGGGAGUUUCUUCAUUGACGAGGAGAAGAAUGUUGCUGUUGUUUUCGACCUAGACCAUUUUCAUGGGGCUAUGGCUUCAGCUCACAUGGUUGGACCAAGGAGGUACUUGAGAUCUGUUAAAAUCGGAAAAGCCCUUAAUAUCGGAAAACUUGACGAGUUAGGAUAUUUUCAUGCCAAGUAUCGUCUCCCUCUUGUGUGCUCUUCUUAUGUUCCAAGUUUAGUGCAACUGCAAAUCAACCAACCGGGUUGCCAAAAAAGAAAAAGAGAAAGAGUUUAUAAACCCAAAAGCAAAAUGAAAGAAGAACAAAGGGAAAAAAAUGGUGGGAUAGAGGUUUACUAGUUAGUUCCAUCCCUUGUUUUAUUUGGUUUUAUUUGCAAUAUAACAUUACUUAUUUGUUUCUUGCAUCUCUCCGAUUUUUAAUUUAUUCAUGCCCCCUAGACCACCCUCGUUAUCUUAGUCCAUCUCCUUUACUUUGCAAUUAACAAAGAAAUUCCAUCUUCACUUAA
Messenger RNA from Camelina sativa (false flax), 1627 nucleotides. NCBI's taxonomy places the organism in Eukaryota, Viridiplantae, Streptophyta, Magnoliopsida, Brassicales, Brassicaceae. The record is from RefSeq and is a predicted model, not a curated record.